AUGAAAAGAGUGAUUGUGUUUAGAAAUGGGUCUGAAGUCGAUGGUAAAGUGUUGCUAAUUACUCAUUCCUUGGAAGAAUUGCUUAAUGCUGCUGGGAAUAAAUUUAAUAUAGCAGCUAAGAGAAUUUUCACAGCUAAAGGUGGAGAAAUCGAUGACAUAAAAUUAAUUAGGGAUGAUGAUAUCCUUUAUGUAUCUGCUGGUGAAGGAUUUAUUCCUCUUGGUCCAGCAGCUGGAGAAGGUAAUGCUAUAGCUCAAACAGAAUCGAUUAAAGGAAAAAUCAAGAAUUCGCAUUGGGUUACUUUAAAUGUCGGUGGUAAAUACUUUACCACUUCUAGGAGUACUCUUGUUACGAAAGAACCUAAUAGUAUGCUAGCGAGAAUGUUUGCUGAAGGGGACAAUGGCUAUCUUAUGACUCCGAGCAAUGUUGAUAGCCAAGGAGCAUAUUUGAUAGACAGAAGUCCGUCAUAUUUUGAACCAAUUUUAAACUAUCUGAGGAAUGGACAGCUUAUAUUUGAUUCCAAUGUUAAUCUCGAAGGAAUUUUGGAGGAAGCUCGAUUUUUCGGUGUCGAAAGUGUCAUCCCACAACUGGAAAACCUUAUAGCUGGUUCUCAGCAAGCGAGGGAUAACUUACCCCUUUCUAGAAGGGAUGUUAUUAAUGCGUUAAUAAUGACACCCUUUAAUUCAGAACUUAGAUUUCAAGGAGUCAAUUUGGCUGGAUCAGACUUAUCAAGGCUUGAUCUUAGAAAUAUUAAUUUCAAGUACGCUUGUCUUCAUGGAUGUCGUAUGAAUGGAGCUAAUUUAAGCUGGUGUUGUUUAGAGAGAGCUGAUUUAUCUCAUGCAGUUCUAGAAGGAGCACAACUUCUUGGUGUUAAAAUGUUAUGUGCCAAUUUGGAAAGCGCAAACUUGCGAGCCUGUAAUUUUGAAGAUCCUGCAGGGACAAGGGCUAAUAUGGAAGGAGUGAACUUAAAAGGUGCAAAUUUAGAAGGAAGUAAUAUGGCAGGAGUAAAUCUUAGGGUCGCCACGCUAAAGAAUGCAAAUCUUAAAAACUGUGAUCUCCGAGCUGCCGUCCUGGCUGGUGCUGAUUUGCAGUUCGACAAGAGUGUCAGUAAGGAGUUCAGAUAUAACAUUAAUUGUGAUCUGUCUGGAAGCGACUUGCAAGAAGCUAAUCUCCGUGGUGCUAAUUUGAAAGAUGCAGCAUUUGAAUUGAUGCUUACUCCCCUUCAUAUGUCCCAGACCAUUCGUUAA
Molecule: messenger RNA, 1245 nt
Organism: Nezara viridula (southern green stink bug)
Lineage: Eukaryota; Metazoa; Arthropoda; Insecta; Hemiptera; Pentatomidae
Source: the annotation of a GenBank genome assembly